AUGGACCCUCAAAUGAACAAGCUCCUCAAAUGGAGUGUCCAGAACUCCCAGCAACGCCAGGAAGAUGGCACUCUCACUGCCCCUCCAACCGCCGAGGAGGCUUCGCGCAACCUGACCCCGGACAUGAUCAAUGCGCUUUUUGGUGGACCCAGCGAUGCCGAUCUCCUGAAGAUGAAUAUGCAAUUGCUGCAAUCGGACGAGGCGGAUCUGGAGAACAAGAUGAUCGCUUUCGACAAUUUCGAACAGCUGAUCGAGUCCAUUGACAAUGCGAACAACCUGGAACCUUUGGGUCUGUGGACUCCGCUUGUUGCCUUGCUCAAGCACGAGGAGCCUGAUAUGCGCCGUAUGGCUGCCUGGUGUGUUGGUACUGCCGUGCAAAAUAACCAGAAGGCUCAGGAUAAGCUGAUUGUUUUGAACGCUAUCCCCACUCUCGUGGCCAUUGCGACGACCGAUUCCAACCUCGCUACCCGUAAGAAGGCCGUCUAUGCCCUCUCCUCCGCUGUCCGGAACUACCAGCCCGCCAUGAACGAGCUCACCAAGAGCCUUCCGGAGGGCUUUUCCAAGGAUAAGACCGAGGCGGGUGAUAUGGAGGCUAUUGAUGAGGUUAUGAACAAGCUCCGGGCUCACGAGGUCGCUGCAUGA
Messenger RNA from Penicillium argentinense, 642 nucleotides. It is a transcript of the gene fes1, whose product is annotated as Hsp70 nucleotide exchange factor FES1. NCBI's taxonomy places the organism in Eukaryota, Fungi, Ascomycota, Eurotiomycetes, Eurotiales, Aspergillaceae. The record is from RefSeq and is a predicted model, not a curated record. The coding region runs from base 1 to 642 and encodes 213 amino acids. The transcript has 2 exons.